Dovyalis caffra is the source of this 1473-nucleotide messenger RNA. NCBI's taxonomy places the organism in Eukaryota, Viridiplantae, Streptophyta, Magnoliopsida, Malpighiales, Salicaceae. The record is from the annotation of a GenBank genome assembly.
AUGUUCAUCAAUUUUGUAAUUCGCCCACCCAGGGCGGAUUAUAACCCAGAUCAGUAUUUAUGGGAGAAGGAUUUCACUCUUGCUGGUAGAGCAUACAAGAGACAAGACUUGGAGCUUACCAAUGCGAGGGGUCUUACCUUGCGAUGCAGCCAUUACUUGCCUUCGCUUUUCCCCGAAGAUACUCCUCUUCCUUGCGUUAUAUACUGUCACGGAAACAGUGGAUGUAGAGCAGAUGCAAAUGAGGCUGCUGUAAUUCUUCUUCCAUCAAAUAUCACUGUUUUUGCUCUUGAUUUUUCGGGUUCUGGCUUAUCUGAUGGUGAUUAUGUGAGCCUUGGUUGGCAUGAGAGAGAUGACCUCAAAGUAGUGGUCUCAUAUCUAAGAAGCAACAAACAAAUAUCACGUAUAGGUCUGUGGGGACGAUCCAUGGGCGCAGUCACUAGCCUUCUCUAUGGAGCAGAAGAUCCAUCCAUAGCUGGAAUGGUGCUGGAUAGUGCCUUUGCAAAUUUAUUUGAUCUAAUGAUGGAACUCGUUGAUGUGUACAAAAUCAGGCUUCCAAAAUUUACAGUUAAGAUGGCAGUACAGUACAUGCGACGGGUGAUUCAGAAGAGGGCAAAAUUUGAUAUUAUGGGUCUUAAUUGCCUAAAGGUAGCACCCAAAACAUUCAUUCCUACUCUAUUUGGGCAUGCUAGUGAGGACAAAUUCAUCCAACCCCACCACGCUGACCUCAUCUUUAAAUCCUAUGCAGGGGAUAAAAACAUGAUAAAAUUUGAUGGCGAUCACAACUCUUCUCGGCCACAGUUUUAUUAUGACUCAGUUUCCAUUUUCUUCUUCAAUGUCCUUCAUCCUCCUCCAACUUCAGCUUCUUCAAAUAAGCUUGAGAGAUAUUAUGAUUUGGGUGAUUUGAAAGUUGGUGCUGGCAUGGAUGAGAGCCUCCUGUAUGAGAUAAUCACAGGCCUUCGUUCUGCCUGUACCGAUGCUGCAAGUUCUUCUUCUGUUCCUCCUAGCAUUCCAACCACAAAACCUGUGAGCGAACUACUUUCUGAAGCUGCACCGUAUGCUAAUAUAGUGGACUCAAUGGCUAAUGAAAAUUCUGGACUUUGCAGCGAUGAUCCUUCUAAUUUGCUGGGAAAGCCAAAUGGCCAGAGUGAGGAGUGUUGCUCAGAUACAAGCUCCAAUAGAGAGAGUUGGGGAAGAUGCUCCUCCCUAGGAGGCAGUGAUGAAGAAUCUCCUGCUGAAUGCAGAGAUGCGGACAAUAGCCAUGAGAUGACUCUAAAGGCGUUUGCAACACCUCUAAGAAGCAUACGGCAAAAAUCCCCAGACCCAACAAAAGAGGAGAAGAAGAAGAAGAAGAAAGCUCUCAAAGUGCCAAAGAAGCUCAGGGGUGAGAAAUUUGAAAAGCUUGAGGCUCUCACCAAACGUCUACGCCAUUGCAUUCUAAGGAGGGUAAACCAUCAGAGGCAUCGUUCUUCAUGA